Diaporthe amygdali is the source of this 1299-nucleotide messenger RNA. RefSeq lists its product as uncharacterized. The coding region runs from base 1 to 1299 and encodes 432 amino acids. The transcript is spliced from 2 exons. Lineage: Eukaryota; Fungi; Ascomycota; Sordariomycetes; Diaporthales; Diaporthaceae. The record is from RefSeq and is a predicted model, not a curated record.
AUGUACUGCUUGGACAUUCUCGCAUCCUUGCUCUUGUUAUGUGCUUCCCUUCAAGCGGCCCCUGCCCCUGCCCCUAUUGCUGUCCUCCACGCCAGGCAGGCAGAACUACCCGGCUCGCUGGCUGGCGCGCAAAAUGGUGAACCGCCCAGCUCGGUCGAAGAUGCGAGAGCCAAGUUAACAGCUAUUCUGGGCGGUGGGACAAAACCCUCCAAUAUCUACGACUUUGCCGCCCGCUUGGUGUCGAGCGGCCUGGUCACUGAGUCUGUCAGCGCGAUCACCGGUCUGGUUCUCGGCGUCCUCACCGGGGAGAACAGCCACGAUAACCAUAACCCAGACCCGCCGACGCCAGUCUUCCCUCAGAAGGGAGAGUCGGAUGCCCAGUACAGUGUUCAGGAAGCAACGCUGCGCAAGGCGAUCUUCAUGCCCAACGACUUCGACGCCAAGGACAAGGCCGGUCAGCAGCCCAUCGUCCUCCUACCAGGCACUGGCAAUACGGGAUUUAUCACCUUUCAGGGCAAUUACAUCAAACUCCUGACAGCCGACAAUCGCUUCAACCCCGUGUGGGUUAACAUCCCCGGCUAUCUUCUUGACGACGCCCAGACCAAUGCCGAGUACGCGGCCUACGCUAUCAACUAUAUUGGGGCGAUGACUGGAAAGAAACUGGGCGUUGUUGCCUGGUCGCAGGGCAACAUCGAUGCCCAGUGGGCUUACAAAUACUGGCCGUCGACUAUUGACGUGACUGCCGAUCACAUCGCGAUCUCGGCCGAUUACCACGGCACAAUCGAGGCGAACCUGAUCUACCCGCUAGGACUCCUCAACUCGAAGUCAGUGCUGCAGCAAAAAUUUAACAGCGACUUCAUCACCACCCUACGCGCCGGCGGCGGUGACUCGGCUUAUGUGCCCACCACCAGCAUCUAUUCAGGUUUCAUUGAUGAGAUCGUCGAGCCACAGUCGGGAGAACUCGCCUCGGCCUUCAUUCAAGAUAUUCGCGGUGUCGGCGUCUCGAACAAUGAGGUCCAAGUGCUCUGCAAGGGCACUGAGGCUGACGCGCUCUGCACUCACGAAGGUACCCUGUAUAACCCUAUCGGCUACGCUCUUGCUAUUGACGCCCUGACGCAUGACGGCCCCGGUGACUUUAAUAGAAUCGGUGCCGACGCCUGUAAUACCUACCUCGCCCAGGGUCUUGACCAGGGAGACCUCGUCGUCACGGAAACCAGCAUCCUAGUGGCAGCCGUGGCCCUAAUCUUCGAUAAACCUAAGCAAUAUACGGAGCCGGCGAUUCAGGCGUACGCGAAGUAA